Messenger RNA from Coccomyxa subellipsoidea C-169, 1086 nucleotides. Its product is annotated as Deoxyhypusine synthase. Gene Ontology annotation, molecular function: deoxyhypusine synthase activity. Gene Ontology annotation, biological process: peptidyl-hypusine biosynthetic process. Gene Ontology annotation, cellular component: cytoplasm. The transcript has 5 exons. The record is from RefSeq and is a predicted model, not a curated record. NCBI's taxonomy places the organism in Eukaryota, Viridiplantae, Chlorophyta, Trebouxiophyceae, Coccomyxaceae. Bases 1 to 1086 code for a protein of 361 amino acids.
AUGAUUAUGCAGGCUGUCCUGGCUCCCUCUGAGAGCAUGCCAGAGGAUGCAGAGACUGUUGCUGGUUAUGAUUUUGACAGCGGCCGUGACUUGGAUGGCCUGCUCGGGUCACUGCUUCGCACCGGGUUCCAGGCUACCUCAUUUGGCCGAGCUGUAGCAGAGAUCAACCGCAUGAUAUACUGGCGCCUGAGCGACGAGCCCGUGGGGCCAACUGAAAAUCCAAGAUAUGCAGACCCGGCUGUGAGGCGUGGGGUCCGCUCCAAGAUAUUCCUGGGAUUCACGUCGAAUCUCAUCUCUUCUGGAGUGCGGGAACACAUCAGGUAUCUGGUGCAGCAUAAGAUGGUGGACCUCCUGGUGACUACAGCUGGAGGGGUUGAGGAGGACCUCAUAAAGUGCCUGGGGCCGACAUACACAGGGGACUUCCACCUGAACGGAGCUGAUCUGCGCAAGAGGGGCCUGAACCGUGUGGGCAACCUGCUGGUGCCCAACAGCAACUACUGCGCGUUUGAGGACUGGAUCAUGCCCAUCCUGGACGCUCUGAAGGAGGAGCAGGAGUCGCAGGGCACAAAAUGGACGCCCUCCAAGGUGGUGGCCAGGCUGGGGAAGGAGAUCAAGGAUGAGAGCUCGGUGUGCUACUGGGCACAAAAGAACAACAUCCCCAUCUUCUGCCCGGCGCUGACAGAUGGCUCGCUGGGGGACAUGCUGUUCUUCCACACCUACAAGAACCCGGGGCUGGUCAUUGAUCUUGUGGAGGACAUCCGCCUCAUCAAUGACGAGGCCCUGAAGGCAGCCCCCAGGAAGACUGGCAUGAUCAUCCUUGGCGGAGGAGUUGCCAAGCACCAUAUCUGCAACGCCAAUCUGAUGAAGAAUGGGGCAGACUUUGCCGUGUUUGUGAACACUGCCCAGGAGUUUGACGGCAGUGACUCGGGAGCGCGCCCAGACGAGGCUGUUUCCUGGGGCAAGAUCAGGGCGGACGCACAGCCAGUCAAAGUCUACGGGGACGCAACAAUCCUCUUCCCGCUUCUGGUGUCCCAGACCUUCGCAAAGGCCAGCUCCAGGGAAAAUGAGGACGUGAAGCCCAACUAG